Hyaena hyaena (striped hyena) is the source of this 5858-nucleotide messenger RNA. It is a transcript of the gene CDK5RAP2, whose product is annotated as CDK5 regulatory subunit associated protein 2. Gene Ontology annotation, cellular component: microtubule plus-end; pericentriolar material; mitotic spindle pole. Gene Ontology annotation, biological process: microtubule bundle formation; establishment of mitotic spindle orientation; centriole replication. The record is from RefSeq and is a predicted model, not a curated record. The transcript is spliced from 38 exons. Bases 121 to 5820 code for a protein of 1899 amino acids. NCBI's taxonomy places the organism in Eukaryota, Metazoa, Chordata, Mammalia, Carnivora, Hyaenidae. Gene Ontology annotation, molecular function: calmodulin binding; gamma-tubulin binding; protein kinase binding.
GUCCCAACGAGAGCCGGAGUGGAGGGGGCGGGGACCCGGGGAGCCUGCGGGUCGCUGUAGCGGGGGAAACCAGUUGGCGCAGCCGCUCCGGACACCGACGCCACCACCUCCUCUGUGUCCAUGAUGGACUCGGUGUUGGAAGAAGACGUCACCCUCCCCGGGACGCUCAGCGGCUGCAGUGGCCUUGUUCCCAAUUUACCAGAUGACGUGGAUGGCAUCAACCCCAUUGCUGGUUUGGAAAAUGGUGUGCUCCCAAGUGCGUCCGAAGAAACAGUGUCUCCCACCAGAGCGCGGAACAUGAAGGACUUUGAAAAUCAAAUCACUGAACUGAAGAAAGAAAACUUUAAUUUAAAGCUCCGCAUCUAUUUCCUGGAGGAAAGAAUGCAACAGGAAUUUGAUGGCCCCACUGAGCACGUCUAUAAAACCAACAUCGAACUCAAAGUGGAAGUGGAGAGUCUGAAAUGGGAGCUCCAGGAGAGGGAGCGGCUGCUCAUCAAAGCCUCCAAAGUGGUAGAGAGCCUGGCUGCAGGGGGCGGCUCUGAAGUGCAGCGGGUGAAAGAAGAUGCCCAGAAGCAGGUGCGGCAGGUCGAAGAUCUCCUAAACAAGAGAAUAUUCCAUUUGGAAGAGGAUGUGAAAGCUGCCCAAGCAGAACUGGAAAAGGCCUUUGCAGGGACAGAGACAGAGAAGGCGCUUCGGUUGAACCUGGAAAACAAGCUUUCGGAGAUGAAGAAGAAGCACGAAGGGGCCUUGGACAUGGCUGUGGUCCUGGAGCAGAAAGACAGACUGAUUGAGGAGUUGAAGCUGUCUUUGAAGAGCAAAGAAGCUUUAAUUCAGUGCCUUAAAGAGAAGUCUCAGAUGGCAGGUCCCGAUGCGAGCGUGUCAACUGCAGAGCUCCGAGGCCUUUCUGCUGCUCCAAGGGGAGAAGAGGAGAGAGAAGCUGAGGCUGCACAAAUGGAGCUCCAGAAGGAGAGACACCGCUUUGAAGAGAGGAUCCAGGCACUUCAGGAGGACCUGAGAGAGAAGGAAAGAGAGAUUGCUACAGAAAAGAAAAAUAGUUUAAAGAGGGAUAAAGCCAUUCAGGGUCUAACCAUGGCAUUAAAGUCAAAGGAGAAAGAGGUGGGAGACCUUAACGCUGAACUCCAAGAGCUCGGCGCGGCCUUUGCCAAAGCCACAGAGGCCCCCCAGGAAGCGCAGACACCGAAGUUCCAGGGGUCCGAGGAUUACGAGGCUGCUCUGUUAGAAAAGGCCGCCCUGUUGGCACAGCUGCGCUCAGAAAUCCUCAGCAAGAGUGAGGAGAACCACAGACUGCGCAGGGGCCUGAGGAAGGUGACCCAGGAGCUGAGCGACCUGCAGCAGGACAGGGAGAGGCUGGAGAAGGAUUUGGAGGAAGCCCAUCGCCAGAGGAGCAGAGACGACUGCACCGUCCACGACCUUAGGAAUGAGGUUGAGAAAUUACGCGAUGAAGUGAACGAAAGAGAGAAGGCCGCAGAGAAUCGUUACAAGAGUCUUUUGAGUGAAAGUAAUAAAACAUUGCACUGUCAAGAGCAGAUGAUCAGAAGUCUAACAGGAAGUAUCAAUCCAAAGGACUUGUUGCUUCAGAAAUUCAGUGAAAAAGAUUUGGAAGCAGUACAGCAGAAUCGCCAGGCACAGACCGGGGAGGAUCUCACGGUCAGGGGUGAAGACUCACCAGAAAAGUGCCCUUUGUGGCAGUUACCGUGCAACCGUCUCUUCUCCGAGGAAAAGCAACAGUUAGACUAUGAAGAGCUGAUGCAGGUCUUAAAGAAGGAGCGAGACAUCUAUGCCCACCUGGUAAAAUCUCUGCAGGACCCAGACAGUCCCAACAGCCUGCAGGCUGAGCUGAACAGCAUCUUCGCUUUGCGGAAGCAGCUGGAGCAGGACGUGCUCUCAUACCGGAAUUUGCAAAAGACCUUGGAGGAGCAGAUCAGUGAAGUUCGGCGGCGGGAAGAAGAACCAUUUUCAUUUUAUAGCGAUCAAACAUCUUAUCUGAGUAUUUGCCUUGAAGAGCACAAUCGGCUUCAAGUGGAACAUUUUUCUCAAGAAGAACUUAAGAAAAAGGUUGGUGACCUUAUACAGCUGGUGAAGGAACUGUAUGCAGACAACCAGCACCUGAAGAAGACCAUUUUUGAUCUCUCCCGCAUGGGUUUCCAGGGAGGUGACCGACUUGAGUCAAUAGAGCAAACAGAGCUUCUGGCUAGCAAGGAGGACGAGGACACGGCCAGAACUGGGGAGGAUGACGAGAACGACUUCCUGAGUGACCAGCACGUGGAGCAGAGCGACAAGGUCCUGGUGGAUUAUUCCAAAGGAGGCUGCAAAAAUGGAUAUCUGAGGCACACAGAUUCCAGUAUUCCAGAUGACGAUGGAGCCUGCAAGCCUGGCUGCCCCGGAGACCGGAGGCUAGAAGAGGGUGACCUCGUGAACUUGCUUGCCCCGUUUUUCAACGAGAAGGCCACAUUGUUCCUGGAAUCCAGGCCUGACCUUCUGAAAGUGCUGCAUGAGCUACUUCUGGAACGAAUAUGCUUGAUAGAGCAGGGAGUUUCUGCAGGACACCUUGAUGGUGACACCGAGAGGCCACUCGAGCAAACGGCUCUUCAGCCAAGAGGCGAGGUCAGACAUUUCGCCCUCCCCAACUCGUCCUCCAAGCCCCACGAUGCACCGAAGUCGCUGUGGACAGCCCCGCUCGAAAGGGCAGGCGAAGCAUCCAGGCCGGAGCUGAAGGAUGCCUCCGUGCAAACCGUGACUGUGGAGGGUGACGCGCACCGGUUCCCACAGCAUGGCCAGAGAGAGGCUUGGGAAGAGAAGCCGCCGGAUGCCGUGUUCCACACGGAGGGCCCGCCAGAGAGCUUGUGCGCGAAGCCGGGGAGGCACGCUGCUCGCCCAUCCUUCCCCAUUGGGGCCCACAGAGUAAGCUUGUUUGACGCCAGGAGGUCCCGCUUGCCCAUCCUGAGGAGAGCGUCCCAGCCAGCAGGAGAUGUGAGUCGGCCGCCCGCCCCCCAGGACCUGGUGACCCAGCUGCAGGGCCAGGUCCUGGAGCUGCAGGGGGAGCUGACGGAGUUUAAGGUCCGCAACAGGCAACUUCAGCAAAAGCUAAUCCUGGCCGAAGCGAUGAUGGAGGGGAGGCCAGCGCCAGACGAGACACUCCUGAAAGCCCAGCCCCUUGGGGGAGCAGCCUACCACGACAGCCCAGGAGAGCAGAAGGGAAUUACAAGCGUGCCCGGUGUCUGCAGAGACCAGCAAGGGGACGGCGAUGAGCACACCAGCGACGAGUCCGACUCUGAAAUUUCCAAGCCCGAUGGCCUGGCCAUCUUGCCAACACACGAAGAGAAUCUUUCUGAAGAAUUUCCAGGCCCGACCCCAGUGACUACUUACCUGAGUUCUAAGAGUCCGCUUUCCACUGAAGUCAGCGUGAUUGGGACCCACCAUUCGGAGAACGUUGACACCUCAGGCGAUACGGAACACUUAAAACAGAAAAUCUGUGACUUGGAAGCUGAGCUUGAGGGCUACCGGAAUUUCUUAUUUCAGCUUCAGAAGCACUCCCAGUGCAGUGAGGCCAUCUUCACAGUUUUGUGUGGGACAGAAGGGGCCCAGGAUGCCUUGAACAAGCCCAAGGGUAGUGCUGAUGAAGAAGAAAUGACCUUUUCAAGUUUGCACCAGGUACGUUAUGUGAAACACAUGAAGAUCCUCCGUCAGCUGCCCCUGGAGGUGACCGACGGCGGGCUGCUGGGGAGCCUCCGACAGCAGCUAUUGGGUCAGAAGUGUCAGCUGCAGAAGGAGCAGAACUUGAACAUGGAACUUUUCAGUGGAAUCCAUAACCUGCAGAAUAAGUUCAGAGACCUCUCCCCCUCCAGAUACAAUUCAUUAGUUCAGUCCCAAGCCAGGGAGCUCUCCCUUCAAAGACAGCAGAUUAAGGACAGCCGUGACAUCUGUGUCGUUUACCGUCAACAUAUGAGCACCAUGAUUAAGGCGUUUGAGGAGUUGCUGCAGGCCAGCGACGUGGAUCGCUACGUGGCCGAGGGCUUCCAGGAGCAGCUGAAUCAGUGCGCCGAGCUGCUCGAGAAGCUGGAAAAGCUGUUUCUCAGCGGGAAAUGCGUUGAAGUGGAAAUGAGCACCCAGAACGAACUGACGGAGAGGAUUGAGGAAGACGGUGUAACCUACCAGCACAUCCUACCUGAGUCUCCUCAGCCUUCUGCCUCUCAUGCGCUGUCCGAUUAUGAAAUGUCCGAGAAGUCCUCCGUCCUCUCCCGGGACCAGAAGCUAGACAGCGAGACCGGGAAGACCUCGGUAAUGGCAAACCAUUUUUCUCAAGACUUAGUAAUGGAGCACAUACAAGAAAUUCGAAGCUUGAGGAGACGUUUAGAAGAAUCAAUUAAAACAAAUGAGAAACUUCGGGGACAACUGGAAAGCCAGGGGUGUGACUUUGAUCAAGGUUCUAUGAACAGUUUUGCUUAUGGAUCAGAGCUGCAUAAUUCUCUGACAUCAGAGAUCUGUUUCCUGAGGAAGCAGAACCAGGCUCUCAAUACCGUGCUCGCCAAGGGAUCCAGAGAUAAACAGAAGGAGAAUGAGAAAUUACGCGAGGCCCUCUCCAGGAAGGCUGCGAACCUCGAGCUGCUUCGGCGAGAGUACGCCUGCUUGAAGGAGGAGAACGAGAGGCUGCAGAGGGAGGUGUGCGAGCAGGACAGGCACAGCCGGCAGCUGCUGCAGGAGGUGUGCAGCACGCGCAGCGAGCUGAGCAGGGCGCAGCAGGAGGCGAAGUCGAAGCAGCAGCUGCUCUCCCAGAACGAGCGGCUCCUGCAGUGUCUGCGGGUGGAGCUGAAGGUGUGCGCGAAGCUGGACGCGGGGCACCGGAGGCCCGGAGAGGCAUCAGGAGAAGGCUGGAUGGGGCAGGACCCUUGCAGCGACCUGCACGGUCUCCUAACAGAGAUCCAGGCUCUGCGGAGCCAGCUGGAAAAGAGCAUCGAGACCACCAGCACGCUGCAGAGCAAGCUGGAGGAGCAGGGGAGGAGGGCUCAGGAAGCAGCCCUCACCGGGGCCCUCCAGACCCUGUGCGUCCCCGAGUGGCCCCUGCAGCUGGACAAGCACGAUGGUGACAAGUGCCCCGUGCCGGUAGAUAAUUCCUGCGACCUGUUUGACUCCCCGCCGGCGGUGCCACCACAGUCAGCGUCAGAGACCCCGCCACUCUCUGGAACCGACACGGACUCCCUCUCCUGCAACAGCGGCAGCUCGGUCAGCAGCACCCCGUGCGCGUCCCACCUGGUCCCCGGCUACCACCUGUGGGCCGACAGUAGUGGCUGCCAUGUCCUGGGCCUGACCGCGGACUACGAGGCCCUGUGCCAGCAGAUUGGCCAGGGCCAGAGGCUCCUUGCCGAGAUGGCCCUGCAGAUCCAAGAGGCUCCCCACCCCACAAGUCUGGAACUGGGAACGAAGGGUCCACACUCAGCACACCCGGGCAGAUUCGUCACUGGCGUGGGCACAGCCAAGCUGAUCCUCAAGGAGGCUGCGAGGCUGCUCAUGCUCUUCUGGAGGGCCUCGCUCCCCACCAAGGACCAGUGCUCGCUUCCGGGUGAACAGACCCGAGAAAUGAAGGCAGAGAUCACCAGACUGCACAGAAGGCUGUCUGAACAAGAGAAGAAGCUGCAGAAGUCCUUGGAGCUUUUGCAGCGGAGCCAGCGCCAGGAAAAAGUCAUCUUUGAUCAGUUGGUCGUGACCCACAAAGUCCUCCGGAAGGCCAGAGGAAACCUGGAGCUCAGGCCCGGAAGUGCCCACCACCCAGGAGCGUCCAGUGCCAGCCGCCCAGGCUCCUGAGGAGAAGGCGCAGCCAAUAAAGCCUGUGGACCCCACGA